Messenger RNA from Pocillopora meandrina, 363 nucleotides. NCBI's taxonomy places the organism in Eukaryota, Metazoa, Cnidaria, Anthozoa, Scleractinia, Pocilloporidae. The record is from the annotation of a GenBank genome assembly.
AUGGAACACCUCUGGUUAGAGAUUCCCAGCCGAAACAACUACAGCAAAGAGUUGGUGGGUAUGAUUUAUAAUUCUGCACGUAUUCUAAAUCCAUCUAGCUGGCUGGAUAGCCUCGAGAGAUUGCUCGGUCAUCUCCCAGUGUCAUGGGAUGGCAUGCUAAUCCUUACUGGUGAUGUUAAUAUCGACAUGCUUAGCUCUCCCCACUACCUUACAAAAAGGUACCAGACCAUCCUUAACGUCUUUGGAUUAACGCAAGUAGUGACGCAUCCAACAAGAAUUACAAAGGCAAUGAAAACUCUUAUAGAUCACCUCAUCACAAACUACCCACAGAAGGUUACGGACACAGGUAUAGUACCUUGUUCC